This is a messenger RNA of Pseudoliparis swirei, 2236 nucleotides long. RefSeq names its product complexin 2a (gene cplx2a). NCBI's taxonomy places the organism in Eukaryota, Metazoa, Chordata, Actinopteri, Perciformes, Liparidae. The record is from RefSeq and is a predicted model, not a curated record. Gene Ontology annotation, molecular function: syntaxin binding. Bases 273 to 677 code for a protein of 134 amino acids. Gene Ontology annotation, biological process: regulation of neurotransmitter secretion; synaptic vesicle exocytosis; neurotransmitter transport. Gene Ontology annotation, cellular component: terminal bouton; SNARE complex. The transcript has 4 exons.
AUACUCUCUUCCUCCGCCGCCGCAGCCCGACUCUGACACAACCGGCAUGUCUGCAAACUGAGAUCCGCGCAGGAAGACACCAUCCCUCCUUUUUAAGACGCACAACUUGUGUUUUCCUUCUCCCCGCUGCAAGCAGAAGACGCGCAGGGUGGUUAUAACACUGCGACGAGGCUCAUUUCAUUCGGAGGGAUAACGACUUGGAGGAGGAUCGACACAAGGUCUGUCCCCGAUAACCUGACCACUGAAGGAAGAGAACACAGAACUGCUUCAUCAUGAAUUUUGUCAUGAAAGCCGCGAUGGGAGGAGGUCCUCCUGAUGUGGGCAAGAUGCUGGGUGGGGAGGAGAAGAAGGAGGAGGACCCCGACGCAGCCCAGAAGGAGGAGGAGCGACAGGAGGCUCUGAGGCAGCAGGAGGACGAGAGGAAGGGCAAAUAUGCCAAGAUGGAGGCUGAGAGGGAAAGCAUGAGGCAAGGCAUCAGAGAUAAGUACGGCUUGAAAAAGCGCGAGGAGGCCGAGGCCGAGGCAGCCGCCGCCGCAGAGGAGUCUGCAGAGGGCAGCUUGACCCGACCCAAGAAGCUCGUGCCGGCCGGCUGCGGCGACGAGGAGGAGGAGGAGAGCAUCAUGGACACAGUGAUGAAGUACCUGCCGGGCCCACUGCAAGACUUGCUGAAGAAGUAGGCUGGCUCGCUAGCUCAUGCUAACGUUAUCUAGCUCAGUUUAUAGGCUACAUUCACAAAGUUGGCUCAGAUCCAGGGUCCCACCCUCCGACCCCACCCACCUACCCACAUCAUGACGGAUGUGAACAUUGCUUCGUGGGCUAUGUUAAAAAACAACAGGAAAUUUGAUGGUGGGGAAAGGAGUCAGGUGUGGAGCAGCAGUGUGAAUGGCAGCCAUUAGACUAAGCUAGGCUGACCCGAGGGUCAAGGCGAACGUUAGCUGCGUUAACCUCGAGAAGCUGACCGCAAGCAGAGAGGCUAAAAAACACAAUGUUAGAUGGUUUAGCCUUCUAGUCUGAGACGUUUUAAACUCCCCUUUCGCUCCUCUGCUGAGCUCUCUUGCAGCACUGAAAAAUAGUCCCCUAGUCCACCAUGGCGUUCACUCAAUUUGUACAUAAAUAAAUGAAUACAUUACAAGCCUGAAGGUGGGCAAACAAUCAUAAUAUAUUAUAUACAAAUGAUUAUAUUAACUGUGUGUCUGUCUCUUGGAGAAAAAAAAAGGAAAAAAAAGAUGUGAUAACUUGAUAAGCCAUAUUUUAAAAAGGAAAUGUAGAGACUUCUGUCGUGUGCUCCUAAAGCUUCUGUUCUGUGUUGUUGGACCAUGUCUGAAACUUAUGUAAACAUUUUUUUGCACACAGUGUGACACUUCCUCCGUCAGAUCGAUUGUCUAUCUCCCAUACACAUAAGUGUAAUAACAUUCAUGUAGUGUAGUGUUUAAAAAUGUUUGUACUCCCCUUGUUCAGUGCGUCUCCUUCUUACGUCGUGCAUGCCAUUUGUCUCGACACGUUUGUUGUGUGAAUAUCUACAAGCUCACCCCCCCCCCCCCGCCCCUUCUUUCUUCUCUUCUUUAUCAUGCAAAAAAUAUUAAGGCAAUAACUCCUAAGUUUGAGUGUGUUUUCACUUCCAUGCAGAUAUAAUCGUUAAUAAUAUCAGUAAUGGAAAAAAAUAUGUGUAAGCAUUCAGGAAAUUUCAUUUACAGGUUUGCAGGGUUUUCUUUUUUGUUGUCUCAUUGUUUUUCGAUAAAGAAUGACCGUGUAGCCGUUCAUACAACAGCCAAAACCUUAAGCUUUCAGCCAUAAAACCAGAACCUACAAUAUAUAUAUGAUAUAGAUAUAUACUAUUACUAUCAGGAUCUAUAUUAGGGAGAGAUUUCUGAAUGAAUCUGUAUGAAUAAAGAGGCAACAUGAGUUUUAUAAUAAGCAGUAUAAACUUGAAGGUGGACUACAAGUCUGGGUUUUGCAUCAUGUGAAGAAUGACACCACCCUCCUUCUAACACACUCACACACACACACACACACACACACACACACACACACACACACACACACACAUGCAGUGAGUUUGGCUCCUGGUUCAGUUACACAGAAAACCCAGAAACGAAGGGAUGCUUGAUUCAGUUCUUCUUGUUGGUUUCGAUGUGCGAAUGAGCCGCGUGGAAUACCAUUGAGCAAUAAAGGAUUACCAUGUAUGUUUCUGCCUGAGAUUCAAUAAAAACUUAAAACCUUGUUCACAGACAUUAAA